UAUAAAAGGGAGACCAAGUUAGCAGUUCACCUUAUUUUCAGGUUGCAGGUGGGCCAAGAUGAAAGUCAUUGCUGUCCUUGCACUUUGGAUGACCCUGUUCUACCAGGGAUACAGCAACACACUGGACUCAUGUCGGGGUCGGUGUGGUUACGGAACAGAUAACACGUUCUCCUGUCAGUGUAACUCCUCCUGUGAGCGCUUCAGCGACUGUUGCUCAGACUUCAUUGAAGUAUGUAAAGCUGCAGCCACAUCGUGUAAAGGCAGAUGUGGUGAGAAAUACAACUCUCAGAACCAGUGCCACUGCAAUUCCAAGUGCGCCCAGCACAACAACUGCUGCAGCGACUACGCAGCCGUCUGUGACAGUUCUGCAGGUGAGGGAGGUGGAGGUACUGUGAUCACUGAUGCUGAGAUCAAGGCUCUCUCUGAGACGUUGUAUGCUCUGGAUUCAAACAAGGCUUCAGCCUCAGAGUUGAUCAUUGACCCUCAGGCAUUGGUGCCAGGCUCUCAGACCAGCUCCCAGAAAGAUCUCUCUUCUGGAGUCUUGUUCCAAUACCUGGAUGAGAAGGCUCUAUUCUCCAGACCCACCUACGCUGCUCUCCUGGCUGUGCUGGACAACUACCACAGGAUGACUGGACAGACAGAGGACUUCAGUCCCCAGCAGCUGGCUGAGCAGGAAGCCUUCGUCAAGGAAACCAUGUCCAACACCGAGCUGGGCAGAGAGCUGUUUGCUUUCCUUUACACCAAGGGCGUCUACGCAUCAGAGGAAGCGUUCAUUGAGGACCUGAAGAUGAUGUGGUUUGGUCUGUACUCCCGCAACAACAACAAGCUGGACUCCAGCGGCUUUGAACACAUCUUUGUAGGAGAGAUCAAAGGAGGAAAGGUGUCUGGUUUUCACAACUGGAUCCAGUUUUACCUUCUCGAGAAAAGAGGACAGUUGAACUACUACAGCCACAGCUUCGAUGGACCUUGGACUACCUACCCUGAUGUCAUGGGGAUGCAGUUCAUGUGGGACGGUUACUUCAAGCAGGUCGGUUCUGCAGUCAUUGGCUCCAGCCCUGAAUUUGACUUUGCCUUAUACAGCCUCUGCUACAUCACUCGCCCUGGGAAACAGUGUCGUCUGAGCCUGGGAGGGAAGCAGCUCAUUAUCCAAACUUACACCUGGGAUAAUUCUUUCUAUGGUGAUAAGAAGAAGUUCAUCGCCUCUGCUUAUCCUGCAACUCCCACUAACUAAAGCUGCCAUCUCCUAAACAAUUAGUAACCCACAGAAGAGUCUGCAUAAGGAGUCUCCUUAUUCAUUUUAAAAGUUAAAAGAUAUAAUGUGAGAUAAAUUAUUCAAAAGCUUAUCUUGAUUCCCAAAACAUGGAAAAAAGAAUACAUCUUCUCAUAUUGUUUCUUUUCAGAAGUGGCCCACUCUGGCACAUGCAUGCCCACUUGCAUAAAUAAAACAGUAAACCAGACUAA
Micropterus dolomieu (smallmouth bass) is the source of this 1461-nucleotide messenger RNA. RefSeq names its product endonuclease, polyU-specific (gene endou). NCBI's taxonomy places the organism in Eukaryota, Metazoa, Chordata, Actinopteri, Centrarchiformes, Centrarchidae. The record is from RefSeq and is a predicted model, not a curated record. Gene Ontology annotation, biological process: immune response. The coding region runs from base 59 to 1231 and encodes 390 amino acids. Gene Ontology annotation, molecular function: polysaccharide binding; RNA endonuclease activity; scavenger receptor activity. The transcript has 9 exons.